AGUAACUGUCCAAAACUGUCAACAGUGCGAGCAGUACAAGUACUAGUCACGAUCUGUUGAUUCUGUCACCAUAUUUAUCCUUUUUUUUUUUUUUUUUUAAACAUAUUUAUGUGACAGUGAUGUCUCGAAAGACCAAGACAGAGGAAUAUUACCGCUUCUUCACGGUGACAGAUCCACGCACACACGAGAAAGGACAUACGGAAUAUAAAGUGACAGCAAGGUUUGUGUCCAAGACUCAGCCGGAGAAUGUUAAAGAGGUGGUGGUGUGGAAGAGGUACUCGGAGCUGAAGAAGGUACAUGGUGAGCUGGCGUACACUCAUAGAAACCUGUUCAGACGGCUAGAAGAGUUUCCCCCUUUUCCACGAGCGCAGGUUUUUGGCCGUUUUGAUGAGGCAGUGAUUGAAGAGAGGAGGAAAGCAGCCGAGGCCAUGCUGCUCUUCACUACGAACAUUCCUGCCCUAUACAACAGUCCUCAACUCAAAGAUUUCUUCAGGGGAGGAGAGGUAAGGAGACCAUUGGAGACAUCAACCAUUUCCACUUCACUGCCACCUCCUCUUAUUCCCCUACCUGAGAGGGACACUGCGUUGUUGGCUGAGGAGGAGACAGGAAGAGAGGCUCCUAUUCAGGCCCAGGAACUGGAGUCCCACCAGAGGCUGACAGAUGUAACCACACCUGAGGAGGCGGUUGAGGCCAUCAGUGACUUGGAAAGCUGCUCAACACAAGAGACACAAACAGAAAAACAGAGGCAGAAUACAACAGAGGAAGGGAAGGAGAUUACAGCAUAUCAGAAUAACGGCACUGACCAAUCGCCUGCUGGAACUGACACUACAACACAUGCUUGUCUAGAAAUUCCUGGUUGUCUACUUGACCAAUCAGAGGAGUUUGAUUUGCUAUUUGAUUCAGGAUUGGAGGAACAUGCAGACAAGGCUCCGCCUCCACUCUCAGAUACAGACCUCGCUAUUUUUGACCCAUGUGCGAAAGAAGAACAACCGUAUGGAUCACCCAGCCAUGCUGAACUUCUGUCAGUCCCUCUGACCAACCCAAAUGGUGCUGAACCUUGUGGAGAUGCAAGCUAUGUGUCCCAGGCAAACGAAGAGCUGAAUGUCGCCCAGGAGCGAGAGCGGGAGGCCGAUUACAGUGCAGCAGUACAACAAUACAGAGCAGCAGUUGAUAUACUUAUGAAAGGAGUGCCUGGAGAUGUGGAUUUGAAGAGGAGGGAUGCAGUGAAGAGGAAGAUUGCUGAAGUCCUGGAGCAUGCAGAGAGACUUCUCUCCAUACAGACUCCCACUCACAACCACAAUACUUAGAGAAUCAAUUGAAACACACACACACACACAUACACUAACUCAAGCUUCAUCAAACGUCAUAUACCCAAGCACACUCCCACAUAUAUACUCUCAAGCACUGAGUUUUGGAUUUCUCUUUCAUACACACACACACACAUUCAAAUAAUUCUGCCACACUUUCACUAUUAAGUGUAACUUGCUGACCACCCACACAGUCAACAUGCACACAUACACAUGCAUACUACUCACACACUUGACUCCCACAUAUCCCGCUUACCCAAAUAGUUACACUUGUAGCACCAUCCAUGCAGGAUGUGCCCAAUUCUGUUUCCGAACAGCACUACACUCCCUGCACUGUAAGACCCCAACAAGGGAUUUUUACUCCCUUUUACACUAAUAUUUAACUUAAAAUCAACAAUACUUUCUGAUCAGCCUUAGGAACUUGACACGUCUUCUGCUGAGAUUUGUUUUUCAUCUCAGGUUUGAAUUGUAAAUUGUUUCAUCCAACGGUUGAACUGUUGUGUAAAAGAAGUUGUUGUGUAAAUUACUGUUUUCUAAAUGAAGACAUUGUCUUUUCAGUUGAAUCCUGUUUUGUAAAUUAUAAGCUUACUGUUAAUAAAGUCAACAUGAAAUGGCAUCCG
Messenger RNA from Myxocyprinus asiaticus (Chinese sucker), 1927 nucleotides. Its product is annotated as sorting nexin-15-like. The record is from RefSeq and is a predicted model, not a curated record. NCBI's taxonomy places the organism in Eukaryota, Metazoa, Chordata, Actinopteri, Cypriniformes, Catostomidae. The transcript is spliced from 8 exons. Bases 120 to 1307 code for a protein of 395 amino acids. Gene Ontology annotation, molecular function: phosphatidylinositol binding.